This is a messenger RNA of Verticillium dahliae VdLs.17, 1029 nucleotides long. Its product is annotated as nuclear transcription factor Y subunit B-3. The transcript has 4 exons. Gene Ontology annotation, biological process: regulation of transcription by RNA polymerase II. Gene Ontology annotation, molecular function: RNA polymerase II cis-regulatory region sequence-specific DNA binding; DNA-binding transcription activator activity, RNA polymerase II-specific; protein heterodimerization activity. Bases 415 to 1029 code for a protein of 204 amino acids. NCBI's taxonomy places the organism in Eukaryota, Fungi, Ascomycota, Sordariomycetes, Glomerellales, Plectosphaerellaceae. The record is from RefSeq and is a predicted model, not a curated record. Gene Ontology annotation, cellular component: nucleus; CCAAT-binding factor complex.
CGACACCGCGCUCACGUCACAGCCCACUCAACUGAUUUCAGCCUGUCAAGAUUGAUCUGUCACGCGGUCUACCCACCUCCGCCUCGUCAUCGCGCACCUGCUACCCCAGGUUUCUUGCGACCGAAUCACACUUAGCGUCUGCCUUCCUUGGAAGACAUCCUCCUGUGCCUUCACGCGUCCCCAGCGGCCUGUCACGAUCCACGAGCACCAUCAGCGAUUCGUCACAACCCUAGCUCAAGAUCUAAAGAGGGGCUAGCACUGUAGGAUUUGACGCAGGUGUGCAGCUAAGCCGCAAAACUUGCAAGCCUUACCGUUUCCUGCAACGUGUCAAGGAACACAUCACCUAGCCCGCUGUGCGAUCCGCGAGACCCAAGUAAUUACCAGGACGCCAGCAACCGCUGCAGGUAGCCAAAUAUGUCGGACUCCCCCCAAUCUGCUUCGAAGGAUGUCGACCAAGGUGUACCGUCACCCGACGAGGAAGGACAAAUGAACGACCCCCAAGACCCACACUCUGGCGGGCUCACCUAUGAGUUUGAGGUAAAAGAGCAAGACAGGUGGUUGCCCAUAGCCAAUGUCGCCCGCAUCAUGAAGAACGCUCUGCCUGAAAAUGCCAAAAUCGCAAAAGAGGCCAAAGAAUGCAUGCAAGAGUGUGUCAGCGAGUUCAUCUCCUUCAUCACCAGCGAAGCUUCGGAGAAGUGUCACCAGGAGAAACGCAAGACAGUUAAUGGCGAGGACAUUUUGUUUGCCAUGACAUCGCUCGGCUUCGAGAAUUAUGCCGAGGCGCUCAAAAUCUAUCUCUCGAAAUAUCGCGAACAACAAUCUCAGACGAACAGAGGCGAGGGUGGACAGGGUGCACGCCCUAACAGCGCCUAUGGCGGCCAGCCUCCCACAGGUGCUGGCAGCUUCCAGGCUGAGGCUUCCGGUAACAUUUUGGGCGCGCAACCCGGAGAAGGCGGUGCGGAUGCCUCAAACUACAUGUAUCCUCCACAGUCCGGCCACAAUGGUGCUGGAGCUGGCGAGGGCUACUAA